Molecule: messenger RNA, 1276 nt
Organism: Drosophila biarmipes
Lineage: Eukaryota; Metazoa; Arthropoda; Insecta; Diptera; Drosophilidae
Product: WD repeat-containing protein 5
Exons: 1
Coding region: 114-1160 (348 amino acids)
Cellular component (GO): Set1C/COMPASS complex
Molecular function (GO): histone binding
Source: RefSeq, a predicted model, not a curated record
UACUUUAAAAAGGUGUUUAUUAACGACCUAUUUCGCUGUCUAUCUUAAGACAUUUCUAAAGACUCUUUUAAAACAAAUAAAAUAAAAAAUAAAUAAAUUCCCAACUAUUUACGAUGGAAUUGUCUAAAAUAGUCGGAACUGGAAACCCCGGAAAUGGAACCACCAUUCCUAUCCCGGUUUCCUCGGGGAAUCCCUUCAAGGUGCCCUUGCCGCCCCUCAGUACGCCGCCCGCCAAGCCGAAUCCCUCUCCUUCCCCGGGCUACGCCAUCAAGAAAUCCCUCCAAGGACACACUAGCUGCGUUUCGGCAGUGAAGUUCAGUACGGAUGGCGGGCAACUGGUCAGUGGAUCGGACGACAAGCUGCUCAUAGUGUGGGACGUGGAGGCUGGCAGAUGCCUCCAAACGCUGGCCGGGCACGGAAGGGGCGUCAACGAUGUGGCCUGGUCGGCGGCGGGUUUACUGGCCAGCUGCAGCGAUGACAAGACCGUCCGUCUCUGGGAUCCUCGCAGUGGACUCUGCGCCAGAACGCUGGAGGGGCACGGCGGCUACGUCUUCGCCUGCUGCUUCAAUCCGCAGUCCAACCUGCUGGCCUCCACCAGCUUCGACGAAACCGUGCGGCUCUGGGAUGUGCGCACGGGGAAAAGCCUCAAAACAGUGACCGGCCACCUGGACCCCAUCACUUCGGUGGACUUCAACCGCGAUGGCAGUCUCUUCGUCACCAGCAGCUUCGAUGGCCUGGUGCGCCUGUGGGACUCGAGCACCGGUCAUGUGCUGAAGACCCUCAUCGAGGACGACAACACGCCGGUGGGCCAUGUGAAGUUCUCGCCCAACGGCCGCUACAUCCUGGCCUCCACCAUGAACAGUACCCUCAAGCUGUGGAACUACCAGAAGCCCAAGUGCCUGCGGGUCUAUCGCGGUCACGUCAAUUCGGCCUACUGCCUGACCUCCAACUUCUCCAUCACCGCGGGCAUUUGGAUUGUCGCGGGCAGCGAGGACGACACCCUAUGCAUUUGGAACCUGCAGACCAAGGAGCUGGUCCAGAAGGCCAGCACCCAGGGCGACCAGGUGAUCUGCACCGACUGCCAUCCCAAGGCGAAUGUGAUAGCCACCGGCGCAGUGAGGAACACUUUCGCCAUCAGAAUCUGGCAGAGCAGCGAGUAGUAGUAGUUGGAGCAAUCCGCUCUUAAGCCCUCCGAUUAACCUGUAAUUGCUGUUCCUUUAUCAAACGGCUGGCCUGGCCAUUAAGCAAACGCGCCGGUUGUCUUUGUAAUUGCUGA